Choloepus didactylus (southern two-toed sloth) is the source of this 3048-nucleotide messenger RNA. It is a transcript of the gene PKD2L1, whose product is annotated as polycystin 2 like 1, transient receptor potential cation channel. Gene Ontology annotation, cellular component: membrane. Gene Ontology annotation, molecular function: calcium-activated potassium channel activity; calcium channel activity; sodium channel activity. The record is from RefSeq and is a predicted model, not a curated record. NCBI's taxonomy places the organism in Eukaryota, Metazoa, Chordata, Mammalia, Pilosa, Megalonychidae. The coding region runs from base 54 to 2477 and encodes 807 amino acids. Gene Ontology annotation, biological process: detection of mechanical stimulus; potassium ion transmembrane transport. The transcript is spliced from 16 exons.
CAUCCUCCAGUGAAGGCGAGAGUGGGCACCUGAGGUACCCCACUUCAUUCCCUAUGAAGACUGUGGAAAGUCUUGAGGGGCAGGAGAUGCAAAAGCUGGGGAGUGGAGCCUGGGACAACCCUGCCUACAGCGGUCCCCCUUCCCCGCAUGGGACACUGAGGUUCUGCACUAUCUCCAGUGUGGUGCCCCCCCAGCCCCAAGCCAAGAAGCCUGAAGAUGGUCCACAGGAGAAAGCACACAGGACCCCGGUGUAUAGCUGCUGCCUCCAUAUCUGUCAUGGCAUCAGAGGACUUUGGGGAACAACUCUGACUGAGAACACAGCCGAGAACCGGGAACUUUAUGUCAAGACCACCCUGCGGGAACUUUUGGUGUACGUCUUGUUCCUGGUGGACAUCUGUCUAUUGACCUAUGGAAUGACAAGCUCCAGUGCCUAUUACUACACCAAAGUGAUGUCUGAGCUUUUCUUACAUACCACGUCAGACACCGGCGUCUCCUUCCAGGCCAUCAGCAGCAUGGCAGACUUCUGGGAUUUUGCCCAGGGCCCACUACUGGACAGUUUGUAUUGGACCAAAUGGUACAACAACCAGAGCCUAGGCCGUGGCUCCCACUCCUUCAUCUACUACGAGAACCUGCUGCUGGGGGUCCCGAGGCUGCGGCAGCUGAGGGUCCGCAAUGACUCCUGUGUGGUGCAUGAGGACUUCCGUGAGGACAUUUUGAGCUGCUACGACGUCUACUCUCCAGACAAGGAAGAGCAGCUCCCCUUUGGGACCCUCAAUGGCACAGCGUGGACAUACCACUCUCAGGAUGAGCUGGGAGGAUCCUCCCACUGGGGCCGACUCACAAGCUACAGUGGAGGCGGCUACUACCUGGACCUUCCAGGAUCCCGAAAGGCCAGUGCAGAGGCACUCCGGGAUCUUCAGGAGGGGCUGUGGCUGGACAGGGGCACUCGGGUGGUCUUCAUUGACUUCUCAGUCUACAACGCCAACAUUAAUCUUUUCUGUGUUCUGAGGUUGGUGGUGGAGUUUCCAGCAACAGGAGGUGCCAUCCCAUCCUGGCAAAUCCGCACAGUGAAGCUGAUCCGCUAUGUCAGCAACUGGGACUUCUUUAUCAUUGGCUGUGAGGUCAUCUUCUGUGCCUUCAUCUUCUACUAUGUGGUGGAGGAGAUCCUGGAGCUCCACAUCCAUCGGCUUCGCUACCUCAGCAGCAUCUGGAACAUCCUGGACUUGGUGGUCAUCUUGCUCUCCAUUGUGGCCGUGGGUUUCCACAUAUUCCGAACCCUCGAGGUGAAUCGGCUGAUGGGGAAGCUACUGAAACAGCCAAACAUGUAUGCUGACUUCGAGUUCCUCGCCUUCUGGCAGACACAGUACAACAACAUGAAUGCCGUCAACCUCUUCUUCGCCUGGAUCAAGAUAUUCAAGUACAUCAGCUUCAACAAAACCAUGACCCAGCUUUCCUCCACACUGGCCCGCUGUGCCAAGGACAUCCUGGGCUUCGCCGUCAUGUUCUUCAUCGUUUUUUUCGCCUAUGCCCAACUCGGCUACCUGCUUUUUGGGACCCAAGUGGAAAAUUUUAGCACUUUCAUCAAGUGCAUUUUCACUCAGUUCCGGAUCAUCCUUGGGGACUUCGACUACAAUGCUAUCGACAAUGCCAACCGCAUCCUGGGCCCUGCCUACUUUGUCACCUACGUCUUCUUCGUCUUCUUUGUGCUCCUGAACAUGUUCCUGGCCAUCAUCAAUGACACAUACUCAGAGGUCAAGGAGGAGUUGGCUGGACAGAAGGAUGAGCUUCAGCUUUCUGACCUCCUGAAACAGGGCUACAACAAGACCCUUCUGAGGCUGCGCCUGCGGAAAGAACAAGUUUCAGAUGUGCAGAAGGUCCUGCAGGGUGGGGAGCAGGAGAUCCAGUUUGAGGAUUUCACCAACACCUUAAGGGAACUGGGGCACGCAGAGCAUGAGAUUACUGAGCUCACGGCUGCCUUCACCAGGUUUGACCAAGAUGGGAACCACGUUCUGGAUGAGAAGGAGCAGGCAGAAAUGCAACAGGACCUGGAGGAGGAGAGGGUGGCCCUCGGCACUGAGAUUGAGAACCUGGGCCAGUCUAUUACCCGCAGCCCACCAGGAGAGUUGGGCCCAGAGGCUGUCAGAGCAGGUGGCUGGAUUUCAGGAGAAGAAUUUCAAACGCUCAUGAGGAGAGUUCUGCGGCUGGAGACUGUCCUGGAAGGAGUUGUGUGCCAGGUCGAUGCUGUGGGCUCAAAGCUGAAGAUGCUGGAGAAGAAAGGGCAGCUGGCUGUCUCUCCAGGCAUGGAGGAACAAGCUGUUUGGGAGUGCCUGCAGCCAGCCCCAGCUGGAACCCCAGUCCACUGGGGAAUCCAGGGUUGGCAGAAGAGUGGUGGGGGAGGGAUCCUGAAGCAUCAGACAGCAGGGUCCUCUCUCACUGCCUCCCUCGAGGCCCCCUCUCCGCAUGCCCUCUACUUUUAGCUGCUACUGGGUUCCAGCCUGUACCUGGCCUUUUGAGCCAAUGUUCAUGUGUGAGCUGGGCAUCAUGCUUAGGCUUGUGAUGCAGUGCUGCUGUGUGUAGCCAAAUAGUUCUGUGUAGCUCUGUGAAAUAAUAUUUUGUACUGGGCCUUUCAUUCCUUGUGGUUCUAGCUCCACUCUGGUGAUAAAAAAUGACAAUAACAAACAGAAUAAAGGAAGGGAGGGUAAUGACUCUUCUUAAGCACUUGGAUAGCCAUGAUUUGUGAAAAAGGUAGACCAAGAGAGCAGCCCAUAUCUAGAUGUCUUCCUACUUGCCAGUGAAUUUUAUUCUUGUCCUUUGUGUAUCUAAAGAUAUGCUGCUAGUGCCCAUAGGUUUCUUGUCUCCCCCAUUGAGUUUCCCUGUAAAAGAGAAGGAGAAGCCUUAAAGGAGACAAGACUUCCUCACAUGGUGAGAUUCAACUGUUGGAGAGGGUUAGAGUGACAUCCUCUGAGAGUAAAGUCGAUGAAGGCUCUGUGGAGAGGGGGCUGCCUCUUGACAUUUCACUGAAUGCGGGGAACUGGGGGGGGCUGUACA